This is a messenger RNA of Aspergillus candidus, 1593 nucleotides long. Its product is annotated as putative MFS multidrug transporter. Lineage: Eukaryota; Fungi; Ascomycota; Eurotiomycetes; Eurotiales; Aspergillaceae. Gene Ontology annotation, cellular component: membrane. Gene Ontology annotation, molecular function: transmembrane transporter activity. The record is from RefSeq and is a predicted model, not a curated record. The coding region runs from base 55 to 1524 and encodes 489 amino acids. Gene Ontology annotation, biological process: transmembrane transport. The transcript is spliced from 5 exons.
CUCGUCUUUCCUCCACAUCAUCCUAUCAAUCCAAUCAAACGAACAAUUAACACGAUGAGUGCCCCCGAUACUCACAAUGAACACUCCCCUCUACUCGGUACCGAUCACGUCUCAGAUCCACUGGCAUCAGCCUCCCGGAAACGAAUUGUCAUGAUUGCAGCGUCCACGCUCGUCCUCGCCUGUGAUUUCGGCUUCUAUCUGACCACCGCACCCCAGACAGAGAUUUUUCAGGAUAUCAUCUGCCGGAACUACAUGGCAACUCUGGGAAAAUCCUCCGACACAAUUCCCACGGAGGCCAUCUGUAAAUCCGAGCCGGUGCAGAGUGAGCUGGCGCUGGUGAAUGGGUGGAAGGAGACGAGUGAUGUGUUACCUGGUAUCCUUCUGGCCAUCCCCUACGGUGUGGCGGCGGACCGUUGGGGGCGCAAACCGGUUCUCCUCUUGGGGAUAUUGGGCAUCAUGCUGGGGGAGAUUUGGGUGCGUGUGGUGUGCUUAUACUCUACCCUCCUCCCCCUGCGACUGGUCUGGCUGUCAGGGAUGUGGAGGCUUAUUGGCGGCGGCGACAUGGCGCUCUCGUCGAUUUCCCUGGUUAUGGUAGCGGAUGUGUUUCCCAGAGAAGAGAUGGCCACUGCCCUCUUCCGCCUCUCAAGCGCGGUCAUUCUAUCCGAAGUGCUAGCCACCCCCAUCAGCGCAUACCUCAUGGCCCGUAAUCCAUGGCCACCGUUCAUGUUAGGCCUGGGGGUUUCCAUUCUAGGGUCGCUUAGUGCAUUCCUCAUACCGGAGACUUUGACCGACGCCAGAUCAAAGGCUGUCUCAGCGACGGAUCCCGACGAAGACGCAACGCAGACGGAGACGACAAUAGCUGGAAAGAACUCUCGGAGGCAAUAUAUCAAAGACAAAUUGCGAGACCUCCACAAAUCAACCCGGUUCAUCACAGACAAUCCAGGCGUGACCAUCUGUCUCUUUGCGCUGUUUAUCACGAGCUUCAGCAAACAGUCAACGAGUCUGCUACUACAGUAUACGUCGAAGCGGUUCCAUUGGAGUAUCGGCAACUCCAGCCUUCUCAUCUCCCUCCGUGGUCUAAUCACCCUAGCAAGCUUCCUCCUCCUAAUGCCGGCCAUCUCUUCCCUCCUCAGUAAGACCCUCCACCUCCCUAAUAACAUUAUAGACCUCCGCCUCUCCCAAGUUACCAGCGCAGUCUCCGCCCUUGGUCUCGUCACUAUUGCUACAGCGUCAUCUCGCGCAGUACUCAUCCUCGGUAUUGUGCUGCUGUCCCUCGGCGCCGCCUUCUCAGUGACCUGUCGCAGUUUCGUGACCACACUCGUCAGACCGGACCAUGUGGGGACAUUGUACAGCUCGGCGGCGGCGGCUAGCUCCGUGGGGAUGGUCAUCGCGGGUCCAUUGUUGGCUUAUGCGUUUCGUGUGGGGCUGCAUUGGGGAGAGAGCUGGUUUGGGUUGCCUUUUUUGAUGGGAGGGUGUUUCUAUGCUUUGGUUUCGGGGGCGAUGAUGAAGGUGAAGGCUCAAUAGUUCUGGGGGCGAGGAACAAAGUUCGAUCUUCUCAUCACCUGUUGCAAAAAUCGCCACUCAGCUACAAAA